Panicum virgatum (switchgrass) is the source of this 1259-nucleotide messenger RNA. Its product is annotated as red chlorophyll catabolite reductase-like. NCBI's taxonomy places the organism in Eukaryota, Viridiplantae, Streptophyta, Magnoliopsida, Poales, Poaceae. Gene Ontology annotation, molecular function: red chlorophyll catabolite reductase activity. The coding region runs from base 194 to 1009 and encodes 271 amino acids. The record is from RefSeq and is a predicted model, not a curated record. The transcript has 2 exons. Gene Ontology annotation, cellular component: chloroplast. Gene Ontology annotation, biological process: chlorophyll catabolic process.
UGUUGUAUCCCACUCCAUGCUCCGGCCAGAGCACUGCCUCCGGUUGCUACCGGCGACCGCCCUCGCCUCGGCUCCCUUCUCCUGCCCCCUCCCCCGGCCCCGCCGCGGCGCGACCCGGCUCCGGCUUCGGCUUCCACGCGGACGCGCUCCCCAGCUCAGGGGCUAACCGUCGAGCACCCUGCGGGCGCCGGCGAUGCCGGACGCUGCGGUGGCGCCCGCGCCCGAGAUGCCGCAGCGGGAGGUGGCACGGGCGGUCGCGGAGCAGGCAGCGGCGCGGCUGGGCCCGCGGCUGCUCCCGUCCGCCGUGCCCGACGACGUCGCCGAGUUCCGCAACGGCGCCGGGAACGCCGUCGGCUCGCUCGACGUGCGCCGGGGCGCGCCUGGCUCGUCGGUCGAUUUCAUGCUGCAGUCCUCGCUUCACUGCGAAGUCCCAAAUGGUGCCAUUGACAUCACAUCAGUUCUCAUUUUUCUAAACACCGCAACAGAUGCACCACAUUUCCUAUUGGAGCUUAUACAGGGCAGCCCAACUUCAAUUGUGGUGCUUCUGGAUCUACUCCCACGGAAAGACCUCGCAUUGCACCCCGACUAUUUGCAGAAGUACUACGAAAACACUCGGAUGGACGAGCAGCGUGCAAAUAUUGAAGAACUACCACAAGCUCGUCCAUACCGAUCACCAUCACUCUUUGUGCGCAGUGCCUUUUCACCAACAGCAGUAUUGGUCACCAUUGACUGUGGACAAGGAAGAGAUGGCGCCUUGGAAGAGAUUGUGAGUGGGAGACUGGCGACGGUUGCUAAGGAGGUUCUUCGAAUUUGGCUUGAUUGCUGCGCUGAUUCCACCACGGAAAUGGAUGAUACAGAGAGGGACUUUCUUCUUAAGAGGGAUCAACUUGUACGAUCCAAGUCGAUUGAGGUCGAUCUGACUGCAAGCCUACCAAGGAUGUUUGAUCCUGAUGUGUCUAGUCGUGUCAUAUCUGAAAUCAGGAAGGCCUUUGGUGUACAAGAGCCGUAGCAUGCAAAAAUACAUGUAGGUACUUGGUUAGUUAUAGAUAAACAAUGUUUCUGGUCCGUAGUUUCUCUUGAUUAAACAAAUGAAUCAAGAUGUUAACCACGGUAAUCGUCAGCUCCAUGUAAUAUCACCAUCAUCCGCAUCGGUAUAAGUCAUAAGAUAUUGCGAUCUAUAUAUACUUGUAUCUUCAAUUCUUCAUGCUGAACCUGUCCCUUGUUCCAACUGAAAUAAUAAAGUAGAGCUAUCAGGUGAA